AUGUCUUUCCUCGGUGGUGGAUCCUCCUCCAAGUCCAAUGAGGACAUCAAGACUGCUCUGCUGCAGCAAAUUCAACAAGAGCAGGCGAUGAACAACGCCCGCGCUCUCAUCGGCAAAAUCAACGAAAACUGUUUCGAUGCCUGUGUCCCUGCCCCCGGGGCCUCGCUCUCGUCCAAGGAGAAUGCGUGCUUGUCCAGCUGCAUGGACAAGUAUAUCAACAUGUGGAAUGCCGUCAGCCGAAGCUAUAUGCACCGCAUGAACGAGGAGAGGAAGAAGAUGGGUGGGGAUGUCGGCAGUCUGACCAUGUAA
Messenger RNA from Penicillium oxalicum, 309 nucleotides. It is a transcript of the gene tim13, whose product is annotated as protein translocase subunit TIM13. Bases 1 to 309 code for a protein of 102 amino acids. The transcript has 2 exons. The record is from RefSeq and is a predicted model, not a curated record. Lineage: Eukaryota; Fungi; Ascomycota; Eurotiomycetes; Eurotiales; Aspergillaceae.